Molecule: messenger RNA, 2109 nt
Organism: Diuraphis noxia (Russian wheat aphid)
Lineage: Eukaryota; Metazoa; Arthropoda; Insecta; Hemiptera; Aphididae
Product: lysosomal proton-coupled steroid conjugate and bile acid symporter SLC46A3-like
Biological process (GO): transmembrane transport
Cellular component (GO): membrane
Molecular function (GO): transmembrane transporter activity
Source: RefSeq, a predicted model, not a curated record
CGCAGAACGAAGGCAAAUAUGCAAUAAUAACCGACGGUACUGUGCUGUAAUAAAUGAUAGGCAAUAAGUGAUUAUUGUUUCGUUCGAGUGGUCGGAGAGCUGCCGCCACCGGCGGUCGUGCACGUGCGUCGCGUAGUAACACGGGUGGGCAGGUUUACUCGCUCGGUGACCGGCGCUCAGGAUGGACGACUCGCGAUCCAUGGGGUGUUUCGUGGAAAUCGUGACGCUCCUGUAUUCCGUGUCGCUGUCCAUGUCCGCGUUUUUCCAGAACAAUCUGCUUCUGCGGAAAGCGUGCAACUCGUCCGUACCGUUCGGCGAGUGCACUGAAGGCGAGGCUCACGCCCAGCACGUUGUGUCCACCAUUUACUCGUGGAAAGCGUUUAUACAGUAUAGCAUUCCCAUCGUGAUAAUCGUGCUAGCGGGUCCAUGGAGUGACAGUCAUGGGAGACGUCGGAGGCCAUUGAUUUUAACACCACUUGUAGGUCAAGUUUUAACUGAUGGUUUUUGCAUUUUGAAUGUUUAUUUUUGGAACUGGUCUCCACAAAUUGCCGCAAUUUUCGAAGCCAUUACACCAGGGUUAUUUGGUGCCCGAAAUAUGUUCUGGGUAGGUGUGAUAUCUUAUAUAUCAGAUAAUUGUACCAAUGAAUCCAGAACAUUAAAAUUCGGUAUCAUAAAUGCAAUUUACACUAUCAGUACUUUAAUUGGAACAGGACUGGCUGGAUUUUUAAAUGUUGGUCUUGGAUUUUAUGGAGCAUUUUUGGUACCUAUUUCAUUAAAUUUAAUUGCUUUUAUGGUUGGAUUAAUAUUUAUUAAAGAUACUUCUAUACCUUAUGAUAAAAAYGUUGUUUGGUUGAAACCAAAACAUUUUAUGCAAAAUUAUUUGAACGUAUUUAAAGGAAGCAGUAAAAAUUAUUCGAUUACGUUAGCAACAUUACUAUUGUGUCAGGCUGUUUUAGUGGGAAGAAUUGGAGGUGAAUAUGCAGUCACAUAUUUAUUUAUGAGAUUUAAAUUCAAAUGGUAUGAAGUGCAAUACAGUUAUUUUGCUGCUUACAAAAUGUUGACGAUAUUUAUUGGAACAUUGUUUUCUGUAACUGUUUUGAGCCAUCGUCUGAAAAUAAAUGAUGCAAUUAUAGGUUAUAUUGCAUGUACAUUUGAUAUUCUUGCUGCAAUAUGUUACGUGUUUGUCAACGAACCUUGGCAACUAUACAUCAUUCCAUUGGUUGACUUUUUCCAUGGGACCGCACUUACUAUUUCUACUUCGUUGACAUCCAAAAUCGUAGAUAAUGAAAAGCUUGGUCGGAUAAACUCCAUCCAAGGACUAAUGAGCACAUUCAUGUCAUUCAUUUUAGUUUCGUUAUACAGUGCAACAUAUAAUUUAACAUUUGAAUACUUACCUGGUGCUGUGUUUUUGUUAAAUGUUAUCUUAACUUUCCCUUUGUUAUUAAUAUUCAUGAUUCUUUAUUGUAAUUGCAAGCACAUGUGGACAACAAAAAAAUAACACAUCGUUAAUAAAGAUGAUUUAGGUAUAGUUUUUUUAAAAUUAAUUUAAAGACAAGAAAAAACGGAGUACAUCGUAAAACUUGAUAUCAUUAUUGUUCAUACAAAUUAUAUUUUAAUUAGUUAGUUAGUCUUAUAAAGUGUUAUAUGAUGUAUUUGUUAAAUCAGUAUAAAUAAAAAUUUUAUGUUCCAAAAAUGUUAUCUUAGCGGAGAUUUAAACAAUUAUGAUUCAAUACGCGGCUACAAAUAUUUGUGGUCAAAACAACACACCCGUAGUAGAUACAUCACUAAAUCAGGGUGUAGAGUUGGGUCCAAGUUAUCUUCUAUAAAAUAAUAGUAAUCUCACCUAAAAUACCUAAUUAUUUAGUAAAUGAAUAGAAUAACACAUGAUUUUAAUGAUAAGACAUUUAGACUGAAUAUUUGAGUUAAUCAGUCACAAAAGGUUCUACAACUAUACUUAAGAGGACGCCACACCCGCAUGUGUUGUCUCCGUCUUACAAACGUAUAACAUAGCAAAAUCUGUUUAUCGCGGGACAACUGUUCCCCCUCAAUAUUUAUAGUAGAAUUUUCAAAAUUGCACAACGCAUAGGUAAGAACUUUAUCUGUGUCAUA